Molecule: messenger RNA, 1507 nt
Organism: Zychaea mexicana
Lineage: Eukaryota; Fungi; Mucoromycota; Mucoromycetes; Mucorales; Lichtheimiaceae
Product: CDC50/LEM3 family
Exons: 6
Coding region: 215-1300 (361 amino acids)
Cellular component (GO): Golgi apparatus; endoplasmic reticulum; plasma membrane
Source: RefSeq, a predicted model, not a curated record
AUUUUAAGGCUGAAGCAUAUAAAGCAAAGCAUAGUCAGUAAUAUUUAGGGCUUUGAUUAAUAGAACCAAACAGGGCUCUAUUCUCAUAAGAUCACAUACAAAGUUAAGGUGCCUCAACACCACACUUCGCCACUCCAAGCUUGUCCUCAUCUCCGCUUCUUCUUUAACUUUUCUCUUUCAUCCCUUUCUUCCUUCAACUAAGCCCAUACACACAAUGUCCGAACACAAAAGCAAAAAACCAGCGAAUACCGCAUUUAAACAACAACGACUCAAAGCUUGGCAACCGCUCCUGACGCCGAAAACGGUAUUACCGACCCUUUUCGCUGUCGGCAUCGUCUUUGCACCCAUCGGUGGUCUUUUCUUAUACGAGAGUGAUACUGUGAACGAGAUAAAAAUCGACUAUACAGACUGUAUCACAGCGACCGAGACGCACGAACUGACGGAUAAUCAAUACGACUACGUAUUCACAUCUGAAAAUACAACAGUGAUCCGAGCACCGAGUUAUGUGCUGACUCAAGAAGCAACGUAUCUAAACGGUCAAGCCGCGCCAGAAGGCGAAACUGUACCACGAUGCACGAUCACAUUCUCGAUACCGAUGGAACUCAACGGGCCGCUAUAUCUCUAUUACAAGCUAACCAACUUUUACCAAAAUCAUCGCAAAUACGUCAAGAGUUUGAGCUAUAACCAAUUGAAUGGAGAAUCAUUAACUAGUGGCGACGCCGAUGCUUCCUGUGCUCCUGUCGGCACUGCGCCUGACGGCAAGAUAUACUAUCCAUGUGGCCUUAUUGCUAACUCCAUGUUCAAUGACUCCUUUUCAGACUUGACGCUACUGAAUCCACAAGGAAGCGAUGAUAAUAUAACAUACACGAUGAGUGAGAAGGGCAUUGCAUGGCAUACGGAUGUAACGCGAUACCAGAAAUCUUCUCAGCCGGUUGAUCAGCUUACGCCACCACCUAAUUGGGCUAAACGGUACCCCAGUGGUUACAAUGCCGAAAAUCUGUUUGAUCCUACUCAAGACGAACACUUUUUGGUAUGGAUGCGAACUAGCUGGUAUCCAACCUUCCGCAAGCUGUACUCCAACUACAAUGGCGAUCCGCUUCAGCCCGGCACAUAUGAAGUCCAAGUGGAUAUGAACUAUGAUAUUCGAAACUAUGGAGGUACCAAGUCGAUUGUGCUUUCAGGUACAUCCUUCUUAGGUAACAAAAAUCCAUUUAUGGGUUUAUCGUACAUUAUCAUGGGCUGUGUCUGUGCGCUGUUGGGCGUUGUGUUCCUUGGCUGGCACUUUUUCCGACCAAGGUAAGAAAAUACUCUUUCAUACUUUUGAUGGUAGACUGCCUUAGCAGAAUGCUCGUUUAAAUGCUGAUUUCAAUUACGUGGUUGUUUAUUUUAAGAAAACUCGGUGAUCAUGACCGGCUUUCAUGGAACCAGUCUGGCGGAUUUGGCCAUUAAGCUCCACUGACACCACCAUCACCAAUACAAUAAAGUAUAUCGAAUAAUAAAAAAGGGU